This is a messenger RNA of Cinara cedri, 41663 nucleotides long. The record is from the annotation of a GenBank genome assembly. Lineage: Eukaryota; Metazoa; Arthropoda; Insecta; Hemiptera; Aphididae.
CGUCGGGACACGGGACCCACUUGCUUGUCGGUUAGUUGCCGGCGUGCGUGUACCCUUUGGUGUCGGCAUCGGAACAGUCGCGAAUCGCGAUAGUGUCGUCAAUUGUUGGUUGGCUGCGACAGCAGGGCAGGCGGGAACUACGCGAAAAUAUAUCGAUAGGCGGCAGCGCCCGUGACGCGAGUUAGUGGCGAAAAUGAAAGAUGUGAUCGGAGCACAUUAUGAAAAUGGGCACCCGCGGCAGUUCAUUUCCAUGUUAGUUAUUAUCAUCAUUUGAGUUUCGUUCGAUACGUCCUACCAGUUACCUGUCCCUUUGGACACGUCGUGGUUUUUCUAUCGACUGUAGGAUUCAAUAACGCCCUCAAGAUUCAAUAAUAUUAUGGCCGGUGGUGCCUAAUAUUAUUUGAUUGUACGAAUUUAUUUCAAAAUAACACCCGCUUCUACGCACUAAAAAUCAUGAUCACUGUUAUCGACAAAAAAGAAGACCCCGUUGGAAAUCGUCCGAAAGUGGACCAACGUCCAAUGGACCAAACGUUUACCGGGACGAUGCGCAUCAAACUCUGUGAAGCUUCUGGUCUACGGCCGACUGAUUUGCAAACUCGUCUGAAGAACAUGACAUCGUUUCUGCCGAAACCCGAAGAUCCGCUACUCGACGCUUACGUCAGUAUCGACGUAGAUGACAAUAUUUUACUCAGAUCGUCCACUGUACCAAAAACUUAUGAUCCGGUUUGGAACGAGUAUUUCACUCAAAACGUUCAUCAGGCUAAUCGGUUGGGCCUUACUGUAUUCCACGAUGCUGUCAUUGAAGAUCUAUUCGUAGCAAAUUGCAAACUGUCUUUCAGUGAAUUAAUUCAACGUGAAAAUUCAGAGGACCAAGAAUUCUGGGUAUGUAUAAUUGUUUACAAUAAAUACCUAUGUAGGUAUGGAGGCUAGUUUUUACAUCUAAUCUUGUUAUUCCUAUAUUGAUUUUAUUCCAUUGAGCUAUAUUGCAGUCCUAAAAUCUAUAAUAAACAAACUAUUAUGUACCUAUUUACAUCUAUUUAUUAUUCUAAUUUUUAACUGUUUUAUUUGAAAAAUCAUCUAUGAUAAUAUGAAUUGAUGCCUAAUCAAAUUUAAUAUCAUUUAUUAUUGCGUAUGCAUUAUUACAGAUAUCUACAUGCAAAUUAAAACAAAAUAUAUAUUUUUAGUAAUUUAUUAGGCACAUUAUUAUAAUUGAGAUUUCUCUAAUGUUAUUGAAUAACUGAAAAAUUAGACUGGGUAAUUAUUAUUAACCGUAUAUCUUAUAUAUCAAUAAUAUUGUUAUUGUUAAUUUAUGUAAAUAUUACAUAAUUCUACAUAGAUAGGUAGCUGUCGGAUAGUGGUCGGUGUAAGUGUUAAUAUGAAUGUUUUAUUUUUAAUUAACAAUUAUAGGUGUGUAAUUAUAUUUGUGUAGGUAUUUCAAACAUAUUUAUAUCACUUAUAAUUAUUAAACAUGACUAUUUAUUAAAUAUAAACAUUAAAACAAAUUAAAAUAUGAAAAGAAAUAAUAAUAAUAACAGUUACCAACCUAUAAAACAACUAAGUAAAUUUAUAAAAUAAUUAUCCUAUAUUAAUUAAUAUUAUAGGAUUUAAAUUGAUAAUUAAAUAAUAAAUCUUACGUUAAUUGAAAUUUGACCUCUCUCUAUAGUUUUUACUUUUAAAAUUAUAUUGUUGAGUUUAUUUUUGUAGGAAUUAUCAAAAUAUUUAUAACUUUUUAAUGUUAAAGAACCAUGGACUUUUUUUUAUUCAUUUAAAACACAAAAAUAAUUUAUAUAUACCUAGGUACUGAAGUAUGUGUAACAAUGCAAGAAUUAUGUAUAAACAAAUGAUGAAAAAAUUAAAAAUAUUGGCAAGACCUCCCUCAGUUAUGGCAUUUAUCAGUGGCACCUACAUUAAUGUUAGGAACAAAUUCAUGAAUAAACAAUAAUAAUAUACCUACCUAUUAUUAUAAUUGAUGAGCUAUCAAAAUGUGAUUUUCCUUAGAAUUUAUUUCUUCUUAACAAUUCUUAGCCUAUAGUGUAAUUUUGACUACAGCACUCUUUAACAGUCAUAUGGAAAUGUUUGACAGACUGACAAUGGGUACCUAUUCAAAUCUUUGAAGAAUUACUUGUAUUUAGUGUACUUAAGAUAGAAACUUGGCUAUUUUUCAAUAAAAACGUCAAGAGUGUAUCGGAUAAAUUUUAAAAAGCCCGUGUCACAAGAGACAUCUUACAAAUGACUGGGUUAAUAUAAUAUAUUUAUACUCAGGGCUCACAAGAGUACAUAUUUAGUAAAGUUCAUUGUUAUUUACGUACCUAGUUCAAAGUAAUUUCUGUUUGAUAAAAUAAUAUUAUUUGAAGACUAGAAUCUAAUUAAUACUCUGUUAAAUUAAUUUUCUUUAGAAGUUUAAACUAAUUGCGUUACUGGCCAAUUUAUACUAUUAAUAAUAGUUUACUCCCUAAUGGGUAAUAAUAUAAUAUGUGUCUACUUUUAAAUUGACGUUUGACAUGUUUAAGUACACUUAAGAAUAUUCUUAUAGCAAUUUCUUAUUUAAUUACAAAAUCUACAUGUUCAUAAUCUUUCCAUAGUGAUUUUUCAAGAGGGUAUUUUUAUUAAUAAUAUAUAUAUAUUAUAGCUUAAAAAUAGUUUAUCAGAGGGUAACCUAAUAGUAUUUUAAACCACCUUCAUAUUUUAUGUUUUUGUCUUUGAAUAUGCAUCUAUUUUAUUUUAGAUAAUUUUUGUUAAACAGUUAAACAAAUUUAAAAAAAAAAUUAUAUUUUUAUUGUUGAUUACCUAUUUAUGUACUCUAUUUUUAAACCAAUAUGUAAUUUAAAAAAAACAAGAAUACUAAACAUAGAAAACUGUUGAAAACCUUUAAAAAUAAAACUAUAAAAUAACAGUCUGAUUUUCUUAGCAAAUUUUCUGAUUGUUCCACAAACACUAUUCUUCCUACCUAUAUCAAAUACUAAAAUCUUAAAGUAUCUACCUAUUUUUUCGUUUGGACAUUUUUUUUUAUUAAAACUUCGAGAUUAUUUCCAAAAGUACCUAACACAAGAGUAAAACUUUAAGUUUUAAUACGAUGCAAACAUUUUUUAAAAAUAACACCAAUAUGACUGAAGAAUAAUAAUUGUUGAACUGAUUUCAAAAAACUAUUUUUUUUUUUUUUUUUUUUUUUAAUGUCUUUAUACCAACAAUAGAUAGUCCAAGUAUAGCCAGUAUAAGUACCUAGGUACUAUUUAAUAGAAAUAAUAAUUAAAUAUUAUACCACCUACUAAUUUAACCAUAAUUCAAACAUAAUGUUAUUGGAGAUUUUGUUUAAAAAAAAUUCUAAAUUGAUAUUAAAACACUAAAAUUCAUAAUAUUAUAAUAAAAAUUAGAUUGCGAAAACAAAGAAGUCUUUCAUGGCUUUGGCUAAAAUCCAAUGUAAAAUAAUAAUAAUAAUAAUAAAUGGUUAAAAUUACACAACUAGCCUUUUAAUCUGCUUUUAUUACAUAAUUUAAAGUUACUUCAUAAUAGCUGACAAUUAAGACGGUUUCCGACUAUAUUUUUAUUUAAGUAUAAGUGCAGUAAAUUGCUUUCGAAGUUCAUUAUAUUAUAUUUACAGUGGGCAAAAUUGUAUACCCGCAAAAAUUAUUGUAAUUAUUCAAAUUAGCCGUAUUGAACGGUUUUUAUUACGGUUUUCAUAUUUUAUGGUCUAAAGGUCAAUUGCUCUUAGUGCCCUUUAAAACAAAAUAAUUAUGGCGACGGGUGAGGUGAAAUUAGCGUUUAUAUUAUGUACACCGUAUUACGUACGUAGUAACGCGCACAUACGCCUAUACGGUUUGACUAUUAUUUACUGCGGGGCCCAUUAGACGGAUCUAUCGUUAACUCCAAAAACAAAAAUUUGGCAAUAGCCAACCCUGAUCACAAUAAUCAUUGCGGAAAGUAAAAUAAUAUAAGUGAACGACGCGUUUCGGGAAGGUCUCUGCAGUACCGAAUAAUAAUUAUUAGACCAAUAACGAUAUUUCGAUAAAUUCACUGUACGCGCGAACAACAAAAGACUGCGUUCGGCGUACGAUUAUUAUUGACCGCUGGCCAACGCAAACACCGCAGGCAGCAUGACCCCUUCCACCCCCCUUAAAAAUUGACCGCCCCGCACAUUGGAAACGGAACGGUUUUAUAACGGUAAAACCAUGAAGCGCCGAGCAAUAUUACUGCACUUGAAAGCGGGCAGGCGAUUCGUGCGUCUCGGGUACCACUAGAGUUGUUCACACGUUUCAGCCGUAGAUAGGCACGCGAUUUUCGGUGCUGGACAACACAUUAUUAUUACUAUUAUAUUACCUAUACGGUACCGCGGUGGUCGCUCGUAUUGCAGUCAUAAAACAAGUCGGAGGAAACUCUAAUAUUUUAUCCAAGCGGCAUGACGUGUACGCGUAAGCGGUUAACAUUGUUUGCAGCCUGAAGUAGAAAAAAAAAAAUGGUUUGCGGAAAAACAUUCAAAAACCAAACCAUCCGAGGGUCGAGUACCUAAUAAAGUUAAUAAUAUCACAUUUUUAUACAUUUUCCAAAAUUAUUAUUGUUUGCUUUUUUCGAUUUGUCGAGUUGUAAAGAAGAGCAAACCUUAGUAGUCUAAAACACUAAAAUAUCCUUUGAAAAUUAACAAAACCCUCGCUAAAAUACUUUCCGAUAAACCUACAAAAUCCUAAAAAUGCAAAAAACCCAAGGAUGGUGGGUUGGAUAAAUUACUUAAGCGUAAAUGUGUGAACUAAACUUUUGUUCACAUCAAUGUAUCGAUUCGAUACAUUGAUGAUGUUGGCGAUCUACAAAAAUAAUACAUAUAAGUACAAAUAGCUUAUAUCAAUUAUUGUCAUGGAAAAAUAUUGUUCCGUAUCUUAUAGAAAAUCGUCGAAAAUACACAAUACAUCCAUCCUAAUAUUUACCAGUUUAUACAAGUUUUAAAAAAGUAUCCGAAUAGAUACUUAAAUUAAAAUGAGAAGUAGGUGUAGAAAAAACUUUUAUUUUACAAAAAAGAAAAAUGUUUAAAGAAUAGAAUGGCAGAAAAAAGUCCUAAGUCUAUAAAAAUAAAAAGGGAAAUGUUUUGUAUUGUUUUUAAACGUUCGGACCUAACCAGUAUAGUACCUAUUUAAAAUCCACUGGGAUCCAAUUCAGAUACAGCCAUUGAUCAUCUUCAAUGUGUUAGUCAUGGGCUUCAGUUUAUGUGUCUACUUUAACAUUUUUACUAGGCAGGUAUGAAUUUAUCACUGUGGAUAGUUGCCAGUUUGCCAAUAGUUUUACUUUUCUCAUAGUUAUGGGCAAAUAAAGGGUAUUCGUAUUAUAUUAAAAUGAAAAAUAACAAUAACGAAUUGAAGACCGGGCGGUAGAAAAAACUGAUCGGGUUUCAGGGUAUAGUCUAUAAUAGUAAUAAUAGUGUAAUAUUAUUUUUGCGCACGAUAUUUAAAUUUUGAACAUAUCUGUUAACGGUCGAGUAUAAUAUUAUUACAGACAUUAUUAUUGGAAACACGCAUUUCCGUCGUUCCCCGGGACAAAAUGCACGAAAACAAAAUUAUGAACCAACAUAUAUGAUUAGAUACCUAUCAUAUUGUUGUAGAUAUAGCCGGUUUAGAUUUAACGGACUUUUAAAUUAUGGUAAUAGCUAUUAUAUUUGUUUAUUAUAAGGUACUAGCCUUGCAUAAAUAUGAACCUGUUUACCAAUGAUGAGUGAAAUGAUAUCGCUGUAUAGAAAAUUAUACUAAUUUUAGUUAACGACACUGUAGCCUAGUCGAUUUUCGCAAAAUCGGUUAAAAUUUGAAUUUAAACGUCAUAAUUUAUUUUAACUUAUUAAACAGUUAAUAUCAUGUCAAAAGAACGAAAUACCCAUAUGUGCUGUUUUCGUCUUACAGGCAUGAUAUGGAAAAUUUGCGUUCAGGAAGGACAUCUUUGUGCUUUUAGUUUUGAUAGACCUAUUAGAGUGAAUUAUCAAUUUUAACGAGAAAAGUACAUGGUCUGCACAACUAUAUCGGUUUGUUUCAAUAUUUUAAUUUUUAAGCGAGAUGUAAUGUACAUUUUUAAAUUUCAAAUUUUUUGAUUAUGAUAUUUCACAUAUUUAUAGAUCGUAUUCUCUGCAAUGCUUAAAAAUUAAAAUAUUGAAGAAAUAAAACGACUUAAUUGCACAGAUAAUAUUUUUAUAAUGGACCAAUUUACUCUAAUAUUAAAUUAACAGCACAAAGUUGUCUUUGCUGAACGCAAAUUCGUGAUCUUACGUUCGUUAGACGGAGAUAGCACGUGCGGACAUCAGGUCCUCUUAAUAUGCUGUAUGGUUUGUUCUACGGAGAAAAUCUGGGUCAUUGACGGACUUGGCAUCCGAAAUACCCGCAAUGCGGAGGGUGCCGAAGGUCCUAUGAUUCAGUGUUUGGAGGUAAACAUCAUUACCUACAUCGGUUUUUGAGAAUAAAUAAUAUGUUUGUAUUUUUCUUCUAAAAUAUUCUAUCCAUGUUAAAGUAAAAUAAUUAUUCAACGAUUAAUAAUUCUGUACAGAUUUUAUACGGACAGUUUUGGUUUUUUUUUUAUUUCAAACAGUUUUCUCAAUAAUUGGGAAAAACCCGAAAAAAACUUAUAAGACUAACAUUACAACAAAUAUACGGACAAAUAUUUACAACGUUAAUGAUUUUAUUAUUUUCAAUGUGUUUGAUCAAUUUUGUUUCAUAUCAUAAUUCUUGAUCCGAAUUUAUAUUUUAAAGUAUAUUUACUCGGUUAUCUCUAGUUGGUGGAUUAAAGAGGUUAUUUUUUGAUUUUCUAAGAGGCAUUAAAAAAUGUAUAACCGAACUUUGGCUCCAAAUCGUUUUUUCGUUAGCUAUGGUUUAUCACUGCUUACAGAUAUACAUUAAAUUUCCCCCUAUUAUCUUCCGAUACCUAUUUAUUAAUGAACUAUAUAAAUGUGCAUGUUUAUGCAUUUUAUAAUAUUGUUGAGUUUUUUUAUUGUUUUUCUGGAUAUAGAUACCUGUUCGUAAUUAAAUUAUGAUUUAUAUAAUAAUAAUAAUUACCUAUAUGAUUUUGUUUUAAUUCAUUAUGUUUAUUAUACUAUAUUUAAUGUAUCGUUUAUUCUGAUAAUAGAUACACUUAUUAAGUAGGUAAUUUUUUGGUAUUUUAGUUAAAUAUUAAAUUAAUAAUCAAUAUUGAAUUUAAUUUAAAGUACGUUUUUGAAUUGUAUACAUUUGAAUAUAUGAUUAUUGAAAAAUAAAGCUAAGUGUGUAAAUUAUUGAUUUCGUGCUUAACGUGUAUUACGUGAAUGGAUUUCAAGUUGAUGUUGAUUUUUAUUAUAUAGGUUUUGCGUCCUACAAAAAAAAAGUGUGAAAUGACGCUAAUACGGUAUAACCGAACUUCAUUUUUAAUCGUUUAUCCGUUGCUUAAUUAAAUAACUUUGUUAUAUCCUACCUUUGUUUUAGUCCUACCUUCUCAAUUUCCCGCCCACAACAGUUGCACACGCGUCCAUAGUAUCAGCUCUUUUUUUUGUUAUAAUUCGGUAAAAAUAAUCAUAGAAACCUGAAAUUUUCACAGAAUACUUAUAUUAGCCUUUUCCAGACAUGGUUAAAUUUGCAAUUUUCGUCCUAUUUAUAGACAUUUGAAAUUUUUAUUUUAAAACAUGAAAGUUUAGCAUAAUUUAGUAGUUUGUUUACAAUCAAUUUAAUAUCAAAUUUUGAUAAAAUCGUAAAAAUGAUGGAUGGCAUUUCAAAACAAGUACAAUUGAAUUUUACUCAUAAACGUUUUUUGUUAGCAAUGGUUUAUCGUUACGUAUAAAUAAAUUUUUGUAAUUUGUAUCAUAUUUUUCAUACUUCUCACCAAUAACUCAUCCCUAUGUUCCAGUAUUAUCUCCUUUUGUUUGUUUGUAGUGUAAGUCAUUCGUAUUUUUUGUGUUGUAAUAAUUGCUAACUAUUUAAAUUUGCCUUUUGUUUGUUAUUCACUUUUAGUUAGGUAUAUUAUAUUAUAUACAUUUUAUAAUUAAUACAUUUAUGUCAUGAAUUAAGGUGCUAUUAACAAAUUUCAAUCUUUCGUAUUUAAACAACUAUUAAAUUUAAAAUAUAUAUAUUAGAUAAUAUGUUUUCUUUUUUUUAAAUUAUAAUAUACAUGUAUAGAUACAGAGGUUUAAGAUUUUUUUUUGAUUUAAAUAAUUGAUUGAUUAAUUCAAUUCGAACGUGGGAUUCAAAUACUAUGCGUAAAAUAGAAAAUAUUCGAUCCACGUUACCCGUAUUGGUAGUAUGAUAUUGUAAUAUGUAAAAGUAUUCAUAAUGUGCAAAAUAAAAUUGGUAUUAUUAAAAAAAAUACCGUUUUCUAGUGAUAAUAAUAUUAUAAAAUAUAGUCCCACACUGUUAAUAUUUUUUUUAUUUCAAUAUAUCCGUAUCUCUUGUAGUUUUUUUAAAAUAUGGAACGGUGACUAUAAAUGAGUAAUGGUCAUCGUUUAAUUUUUUUUUUUCGAAAACUACAAUUUUAUUGUUUUAAUUCGUUUAAAAAAUAUGUAUUAUUACUUAUAUAUACUCACGAUAAAAUAAAAGGGAGAAAAAAAAACAAUGGAUUUGUAUACUUGAAUAUUUUAUUACACUACUUAAAUAUUUCACUACAUAUUUCGUAGUACAGAUUUGAUAUUUUGCUGAACAAAGGCUUUUCGUAGUAAAUUUAAAAAAAAAAAUAUAUAUAUAGUAAUAAUCACAAAAAACAAACGGGUAUACUUCACACGAUGGGCAGGCCACUGUUAUAGGUGAGAAGUUGGGAAGGUAGAGGGAAUGGAUAUCUGUACGCAAAUAUUAAUCAUUGCUAACGAAAAACGAUUCUGAGCAGAAGGCCAUAUGUACUAAAUAUAUUGAAAUUCACCUUCAAAUGAAUUUACAAGUAGUCUUAUGUCAUUACAACAAGUAUUUAUUGUGUAAUCCAGUAAUUAACAUUAAUGUUUACAGAGAAACCUUUUCGCGUGGCAAAAACUACUCGGGUUACAGACUUAUUAUUUAAAAAAAUGAAUUUGUAUAAUUAAAAAAAGAAAAGUGCACUAUGUAACGUUUGUUUUAGUUCUAUAUCAGUGGUUCAAAGCCGGCGGUGGGGGGUUAUUCCCCUUAGAGGGGAAUUUAUAUACUGCACGGGGGUUUCAUCAGUGAUGAUGAAAUAAUGAGAAUUUCGUUGUUAAAAUAAUUAUGCCAUUUUACAAUCAGUAAAAUUAAAAACAAAUUAAUUUUAGUUGCACAAUGUACAAUGUAAUAUAUGUAUUUUUUUUUUAAAUUUAUUUAAAUUUAAUUUAAAAAAAAAGGCCAUCUAAACUCUAAAUAAUCUAAUCUAAUUUAAGGAAUGGGGUGUGUGGCAUUUUUGAAAAUUUACUAGGGGGACGUAGAAUAAAAAAGGUCGAGAACCAUUGUUCUAUACCAUUACCAAGAAAAUAGUUAUUCAAAUUUGCAAAACUUAAAAUUAUCAAAUAUUAAAACGUGAAUAACUUUUUUUUAAUUUGAAGUAAUGGAAAAUUAAAAUCAAUCUUUUGAUCUCCUUGCUUUUGAUAAAAAAUACUACUAUUAAUAUAUUGUACAAUAGUACAAUUUUGAUUCUAAUAAACAUAUAUAUAUAUGAUUAAUGAAUAUUAAUUAUAAAUAUUAUAUACUUGGUAUUUUAUAUUUGAUUUGAUAUUAUUAUAUAAGAAAGCAUAGUAAUCAAAUAGGUAUCUAAUUAAAAAAAAAAAAAAAAUAUGUAGGUGAAUAUAUUUUUGAAAAUUUAAUUAAAAUAUACUUCAGGGUUUUCUAGAAAAACUAAACUUUCCUUAUAAAAUUAAUUAAAUUCACAUUUAAAAUACGGAUAAAUAGAAUCGUAAUGGCGUUUAUUGACUUGAUUGAAAGUAAAAUGGCUUCAUUUAUACUAGUUUUUGACUACAGAAUAUAUAGUAAUACGAAAGUAUACGAAAAUAAAAACUAUUUUAUUGAGAAAAUGAUUAAAGUUGUGAUUGUUGAAUGAAUUUGUCAACUAGUUCUUAAUAAAUAGUGAUUUUAUAACGCUUCGUUGUUAUUGUAUAGGUACCUUCGUCAAACAUACCUGUCAAAAAUUAUUUGCAGUUUAAAAUUAAAAUAAUGAUAACUGUAUGUCAAAAUGAAUAAAGACAGUUAAAGGAAAUUAUAAAAUCUCGUUUAUUCCAAUUUUCUAUUACUUCAAAUAUUUACUCCAUCCUUUAAAAUCAAUUUAUAUUCAAAUUUUAUUUUUCGAAGAAUCCAAAAAUGUUAUAUUGUGUAAACAUAAAAAAUUUUUCUUAAAGUACAAAAUCACGAUUGCCGUCUUGCUUUAUGCAGAAUUUGUCAACAUUUAAUUACAAUUUUAUUGAGUCUGAUGAUAACGGAUGAUUAUAUGCUAAUGGUUAUUUAGUUUCAAAGAAAGGCUUGAGUAGAAAUACAUUUAAGCGAGAGCAUAGCCCUUUAGACACGUACUUUUGAAUAGUCCACUGUAAGACAAUGUAGAAAAAAUGUGAUAAUAACAAAUUUUGUAUUAUAUUGCUUUUAGAUUCGGAGGGUAGCGUGGGAUCUAUUGGUUUUUCUAUAAUGUAUGAUUUUGUGUGUGUGUAUGUGUGUCCGUAAGCAUGCGCACGGGGGAAACGAGAGAGGCGGCUGCUUCUCCUGCGAAAUUUUCCGUCAAAAUAUUUUGAAAAACAUAUUAUCGUACAUUUUUUUUUUUUAAAAUACUUAACUCUAACGUAAUAAUCUUAACUUCGUGCAUUGACACAAACAGAGGAGUGCUUUAGAGAGGAUUUCAACCGUUCCUCCCCCCCAAAAAAACUCAACUAAGCCUCCUAAAAUAAAGUGCUCAUCAAGUAAAAUACUAAGUAUACAAAAUCACUACUAUAUUAACGGGAGCUUAAGCUCCCUUCCAAGAAUAUUUGAACUAUUCAUGCGUAUGAUUUUUAAGUAAGAUUUGGUUUUGAUGAUCGUUGCCUCCCCUGCUAAGAGGACCUGCGCACGCUUAUGUGUGUGUGUGUCUGUAAACAACUUUUUGAAAAAAAAUAUUGCUCUGAUUUAUAGAGUAUAGUAGUAUAGUACUUUUUCUGAAAGAUUGUUUAGUUGGUGCAUUAGAGACGUCAUUUUUUGAUAUUCCAAGGAGUUUUCGAAAUAAUUGAGAAAAUUAUGGGUAAAACGGUCAAUAUUUACAGCACACCGCAGCACGUGACAUUACCGAAUUCUCUGUUUUUAAUUUUUGUAACGUAUGUUCUCUACCAGAAAUAUUGUUCCAAUCGAAAAAUGAUGUGUGAUCGAUUUUGUUGAUUUUUUAAUACAGUUAUAGGUUUUCAAGAAAGUCGUUUGUUGAUUUUCUUUGUAAAUUUUUUUAAUAAUGAAGCAAAACCGAAAAAUAUUUAGAAUGAACGGGAAAAAUUUAUGAAAAUAAUUAUUUUAUUGUUUUAAAUAUUUUUUUUUAAAUUUAAUUCAGUUAAAAAUAUUCAUAGGGAAUAAAAUUUUGACUUAAAACUUAAAUUUGCUUUUUCUAGACGUGGUAACAUUUUUUAAAACAUUUGAGCCAUUUUAGUGCUAUUUACCAAUAUUUUAAUUUUGCGAGUUUUUACGUAAUUUUUGUUUGGUAGACAAAAUUGAAUUAAAACAGAACAGAACUAAAACUAAACAGACAUUUUUGAAAAUUUUGUAAGAAAUUAAGUCGUACUAAGUGGUAAAAAAAAUUUAAUGUAAUUUAUUUUUAUUAUUUUAUCAGUUUUAAAACCAAAUCUUACCAAAUAUUGUAAAUAUUACGGUUUUUCAAAACAUGUAUAAUCGACUUCACUCCGAAUCGUUUUUCGUUAGUAAUAGUUUAUCGUUCGUUACAGGUAUAAAUUUAACAACGUUUUGUAUCCUAACUUUCCACCAAAAAUAGUGGUCGCAUCCGUUCCUAGUAUCAGCUCUUUUUUUUUAUUAAAAAAAAAACACGGAUUAAAUUGCAUAGGUACAAUAUAUUUUUUAUACUUACCAAAGGGUUGCUCAUUUCAAGUUGGACACAUCAAUUAUUCCUUCUUUAUUAUCUGCAGUAUUAUACGUUACGACCCUCUCUAUGUUUUAAAUCGAUAAUACCGUUUAUAGUCAGGUAAUAUUAUUUGCAAGUAGGUUUUGUAUUUGUUCUUGGCCGGUUCAUAUAAUAAUCAUAAUUUUUACUUUAUACAUUUUUCUAAGUAAACAAUAUACAGCUAUAUUUAAUGCAUUUAUUUUGUACUUCAAGAAAUAUCCGAAAUUCGUUUCGACUUUAUAUUUAUAUAUUAUAUAAACGUAUAUUAUGGUAUACCUAAGUACCAGUAAGCUUGUAAAUUUAUAAUACUAGAAUGGGAUAACACGAAAAAUGGUCUCAAUGCAUUACUUUUGUUUUAAUAAUUUUGGGGAGAGUCUUUUUUUACUUCUUAUAAUCCCAUUCUACAUAUAACCGUUGAAAAGCCAUUAGAAAAGAAAAUAUAAUACUUAAAAUUAAGUGAUGUGUAUAUAUUAUACUCGAUACUGAUUAUAUUAAAAAAAAAAAAAAAAAAAUACUUAAAUAGAAUUUCGGAUUUGAAACUUUUACUACAUAUAGCCAUAAUUAAAAUUUAAAAUGACCGUAUUAAAAUCUCAAAAAAGUAAUUACACAUUAACAGCUUGCAGUUUUAGACAAAACAUAGUUUGUACAUAUUGUAAAAGAUUAUUUAUUAAAGACUAACAUUAACUUUUUAGUGUAAAAUAUUUUUGCCAAUUAAAUUUUAACUCUACAAAUGGAUUUCCGGGGAUCUGGUUAAUUAUCUGUAAAAAUAAUUACAAUUUUGAAGUAGAGUUUAAUGUUAUCGUAAAGAUAAAAUGUUUUUAGUUAAAAGUUUCAUUUAUUUUAAUAUCGUUGGCGUUCAUGUUGAUAAACGUAGUAGGUAUUGGUAGUCGUAUGAACUAUAUAGAUAUUCAUUAAAUUUCAUUUGCAUACUCAAGUUAUAUAAUUAUUAAAAAAUGUGUCGUUUUGGGAAUGUAUAAAUAUUAUUUUAAGUAGGAUUUUGUAUAAUUCAAGUUAUAUAUCGAAAACAAUUCGUAGAGAAGAGAAAAACAAGAUACGGUGGUGGGGACAACUGUAAAGUAUUUAUCUUGUUUCGCUCAAUUCACUAUUAACGCGACAAUUAUUAGAGUACCUAAUCAGAAAAUAACUUUGAGCGGAUCUUGGAAUUUAAAUUUGAAUAUUUCUCUAUUGUACCUAUAUUUGAAUAAUUAUUUCUAUAGCUUUUUGAGUGUUGUUUUUUUUUCGUCAACUAUUAUGAGAAAUUCGACGAAUUAUUUUUCUAAUGAUCAUUCGGUUUUAAUUUCCUAUCUGCAGAAUUAUGAAAAUAUAUUGCAUGAAAUUAAUGAUUAUUUACUGGCACAAAAAAAAAAAUUAAUUUUCCAAGAAUAUCUUAUCACUCUAAAACUAUAUUAUAAUAAUUUCCUUGCACUGCAAUUAUUAAAAUCUAAACUUUUAAUUUAUUUUCUAUUUUUACUAUUGUGUAAACUAAAAAUGUUAUUUUUAAGAUUAAUGGUAAAUUAUAUCAAAAAGUUUAAUUGCGUUAAUGUUUUGUUUCUAUUUAAAUGUUCAUCAUUAUUUGAUACUGUUCGUCUAAAAGUUUUAUAUAGAUACGUACCUAGUGAUAAUAUCGUUAAAAAUGUACAAUUUUGCUUUAAUUGCGAAUAUAAUGUAUGCACAAAAUAAAUCUCAUAUAUUUUUGUAUAAAGAACCAUAAUAUACUGUUUUAACUUCAUACAAUAAACACAAUUUUUAAAAUUGAGUUUACUUAAAUCAGUAUCAAUGUUUAAACCUAUAAACAUUUUGUAUUCUGCAAAUUGGAUUUUCAAUUAAUUGAAUCAUUCGAUAAUCGGCAUCGUUCAUUUAGGUAGGUAUACAUUCAAAGUAAAUUUGUUUUUAAUUUGUAUCCUUGCCUAACAUACAUAUAUAUUAAAAUUUUAAUUUUAAUUAAUUAUGUUUUAAUUAAAAUUAAAAAUGAAAUAGCAAUUAAAGCAAAUGAUGGUAAACCACAAAUGACAAAGUUGUGUACACAUUACUUUUUAUUCGUUUAAACUGAAAAAUAAAAUCCACUAGUUUCCUAACAAGUCUUUUGAGUCCUAUUGAUAUUUUUCAUUAGUUACCCUAUAUGGCUAAAUAUGACGUGAAUGCAAACUUUAGUUGUAUCGUUAUCACUAAUUUUUUCUGUUAACCAAUGAAAAUCUUAUUUUUAAUAGUCUAUUAAAAAUCUAUAACAAAAUUACAAUUUAGUGGCGUAAGUAUAAAUAAAUCAAGGAUUAAGGUAAGUUUCUAAAAUACAUAUAUUAAUUUUAACGUAAGUAUUCUCAGAUAUUUUAAGAAUAUUUGUUUAGCAAAUAUAAUACGUGCAAUAUGUAUUCUAGUAUAUUUAUUUCAAAUUCCAGUUACUGUUAUAAAGUUUUAACUAAUGUCUGUUAGUAGUCAAGUUCAAUCCAGAUUUAAGCUGUAUUAUAAACAACAUUAGGUACCUUUUUUCUCAGAAAACACUUUCCGAAACAAUGAAAGAUAUUAAAUGUUAAAAUACGAGAUUCUAAUAAAUGCGGCAAUAAUAACAAGUAUGGCUAAAUGCUAUGAUAAUAAACGGCGCCUAGUGCACCUUCACUGUCAAAAAAAAAAAAAAAAUCGAUUCUAAUUGUUUUUAUCUAUUGCUACAUCAAUAAACAUAGCGGGCAUAAUGCUGGCCUCUAUAGAAAUUAGAUUAUAUUAUAUAAAUAAUUGAUCUAGUCCUCUACGUGGAUUCCAAUGUUAAAAUGUUGAAUAUUCUAAUAAUAUAAUAUCUCUAUACAAUUUUUAAAAAUAUCUAAAAUAUUGUUACAUAUAUAUAUAUAUAUAUUUAUUUUGAAAAACAAAUCGAUAAUAAUAAUUAAAAAAAAAAAAAGCGUUGAAAUGUGUUAUGCCCAAUUGUCUCGCGUCAAAUUUACCGUAUCGAAAUGACGUAGACUUCUAGUUAUCGAAUCGUAUAACAGCGUAAACUGUUCGAUAAAAUGUUUGACUGUUACAGAAAUGACUUUUAUCGAUUCGACAAAUAGUCUCUUAUCGUAUCAAUAUGUUGGAGGCCCGACUUUGGUUUGAUAAAUAAUUAAAACAGUCCCAUAACUUUAUUGAACUUAUAAUAUAUUUGUUUUCAUGCUAGUCCACAAAAGUAUUGCUGUCUUACUCGCUCCAUCUCGACAUCGUGUUUCUUUUUCUAAGCACAGCUCAUUAUUUUAUGUCUAAAUAAUAUAUAUAUUAUAUAGACAUUAUACAUUAUGUAUAUGUCAUUAUGUAGAGUAUAGACUAUACCGCAGAUAUUGAUAAUAAACUAGAUUGUUAAGUGAUAUGGAGUGAAGUUAUUAUCCUUCAUUUUGUAUAGUUCAAAUCCGAAAUUCCAUCAAAAAAAUAAUAUGAGAUCAUUCAAUAGAUCAUCAUCACAAGUUUAAAUUAAUUAUACAGCAAUAAAUGAUUUAACAAUUGUUUAAUAAUAAAAUAAAUUUGUUACCUUCACCAAAAAAAAAAAAUAUUUAAACCAAGGAUUGGAUAUAUUCAUUAUAAUCAUUCAUUAUUAAUAUUGAAUAUUUGUACAAUAAUAAGGCGAUACCCCUACAGAUAUAUAACUAUACCUGAUGUCGUCUUACCAUUAUCAUUAUCAUUUAGUCUGCUAUAUGCCAAGGAAUAUUCUUUGUAAACAAAUCUUAUCUGUGUUUAUAUGCAAUUGAACAAUUAUUCUGAUAAUUUUCUACUGAAUACUGAUUGGUGAACAGUACCAUGGAUAUAUAUACUCUUAAGGACUGGCUAUUGCUCGACCAGUGUGAUUCACUUAUUGUCGCAAUAUUAAUAAUAAUUCGCUAAGUUUGCUACAGUGCGUGUGCCCUACUGCCGCUAAUGAAGAAGCGUAAACGAACAAGUAAUGAUUCUAAAUUUGCUAACUUGAAGUUGUCUUAUAUAAGUAUAAUUAAUUAUAUCAUGUUGUACAAUAAAUUACAGUUAUACAAUUAAUAUAUUUUCACUUAUUCAAAUAAAACGGGAGUAAUUAUUAUAAUCAAUUCUUUCUUAAAAAUAAAAUAUAAAUAUAUAUAAAUUAAAUAUAUUUUUUUUAGUGUGUAGCAAAAUAUGUUGAAUCUAAUAAUUAGUUAAAUAUGUAAUUAUUAAUAUCUAAAAUAAUUUAUCCAGACCAGGAUUAAAUGAACUAUUUUAUUAAUGUAGGCAUCAGGUAUGGUAUGAUAAAAUAAAGGUAAAUAUUAAUUAUCAGAAAAAACUAGUAGUUAUAUAAUUGAAAAAAAUGUCAACAAAACACAAACUAUCAUAUUGAAGCAUUAAUUAAUUUUUUUAUUCAAAACUAUAGGUACCAGAAAUUAAAAUUGUGAAAUUUAAUCAGAAAAUGCUGUUCUCAUUAGUAAUUGUUUUAUUUGAAACAGUUGUUAACCACACUUACUUAUUCUGCACCAGAAUAUAUCUUAAUUUGUGUGAAAAUAUAACAAUAGGUACGCAUAAAUUAAUAUAACAUGUUAUAACAUUAUGAAUGUAGUAAAAUAAAAAAAAUAAAAAUGUAUGUAGUAUGUACAAGGUUAAAUAAUGCCUAACUUUGAAACCUUUUUUUUAUUAUACCUACACACUUUUUUAAAUAUAAAUUGAAUAGUUAUUUCAGUUGGCUGUUUUUCUAUUUUAAUAGAGUAAUAGGAAAACAUAUUAUGAGCUGUUCUUCAAUAACUUGUCUACUCCAGCUUUUAGAAAUAACUACACCGUUAAUAUUUUCUUGAAUCAUAGAAAAUGACAAUAGUAGGGUAUUAUUUUGAACAGUCAUUAUAUUGUCUUGAUUAAUAAGAUUAUUUUUUUUUAAUAUUAUCAGAAUUUAUUCUCAAUAAAGGUGGUCUUCUAUAUUUUAAUGGUCUUGAUAGAUAUUUUGGGAACAUACAUGGCACUGCUUUCUCUUAAGUCGAGGAAUUUUAUAUGAUACUUGUUGGGGACAAACUAAUAAUAAAUGAAUUCAAAUAAAUUAUAGGUAAUACUUAUUAAUUUCUUAUUUAUCUAAUAAAAAUUUUAACAAUAUAAUUUAUUUUAACUAAUAUUUCAUCUAUUUGUGGGCUUUUUAAUAUAGGUUUUCAUUUAAAAAUCAAAAGUAGGUAAUGGCUUUACCUACAAAAAUAAGGGUGACUGUAAUAUUCUUAAAGUUUACACCCUUUAGAUGGAUAUCUAAUAAUAUUGAAUAAGUAGACAUUUAGACUAUAUUAUUAAAAGCUAUAGUUUUUUAUUAUGUGUUGUAUAACAUAAAAAUGAUAAUAAUAUAAAAUAGGGGAGCUAUUGGUUUUACAAUACUGUUUAUUUUUUUUUUUUUGUUCUAGUCUUUGGACGUUUUUUUUUUCUAGUAACUUACUCUGAUUUUUAUGUGUAUUAACUUUUCUGAAAGCUCAAGUUGUCUUUAUGGUACUUGAAUAAGAUAAUUUUUUGAUUUUCAACUCCAUUUUUUAAAUAAAAGCACUUAAGUAAAAAAAAACUCAGGAAAACGUACAAUUUUAUUUUAUUAUUUUAUAAAAACACAAGCGACGUUUUCUACCAGAAAAAUUAUUUAAUCGAAAAAUCACUAGAUACCUUUUUUGUUGCCUUUUUGAUUUACUUUCUUACGGUAUCAUCACCAAAAAAUUUGAGCCACUUUUGAGCUUUAAAGGAAUUUUAAUUUUUGGUAGUUUUUUUUACUGUAAUUCGAUUAUAAACACACUCAGAGACAUAAAAAUUUGGUAAUAAUACUUAUAUUGGACUUGCCUAGACGUAAAAUUUCCAAAAUCAUCGGACCAUUUAUUUUCUUAUAAGCGUUUGAAAUCAAAUUUAAUCGAAAAUAGCAAUAAAAAUUACAGCACUUCAAAUUAUAAUAUCGAACUGCUCUUCGAUUUGUCUUUCAUCAAGCAAUGGUUUAUCGUUGCUCACAGAUAUAAAUUAAAUAACCUUUUGUAUCUUACCUUCCCAACUUCUCACUUACAACAGUGAUCGCUUCCAUCCUCAGUAUCAGCUCUUUUUAUGUUUAUACUUCAUAAGAAAACAAAAUACAAUGUUGUUAUAACCUAAAAUGUUCAGUUUAAAAAAACUGUCCUAGGAUAAUGGGGACGGGUGCAGCUAUGGUUAUAAGUAAUUUAAUAUAUACCUAUAAAAAACGAUAAACCAUUGCUUACGAAAAAACGAAUCAAGGUACUAUAAACAUUAUCAACUGUCAAUUAUUGAUUUAGAAAUUAUUAAUAAUUGAUAAUGUACUAAGCUGGCUAUUGUAAAUUGGUUAUUAGUCCAAAAUGUAUCAAAAUAAAUUAUAAUUUAUUACUUGGGAGUUUUAGUUUUUUCCCGUUAUAUUAAUAUUAUAGGUAUGUAUAUUAUAUAUUUAUGUACAGAUUUUACUAGCGUUUGCCACUUACCAGAUAUGAGGUUGAGUAAAAAGGAAGUAGGUAUUACAGUCGUGUAAAAAUGUAGGUAUUACGCCGGGUAUCGAGUAUGGGCCGGUUAAAAAUUUAGUAUUUCGAUGGGUACCAGAUAAGGGCCGAAUCUUAAAUAUGAUAUUGAGUAAUUGCCGGGUAUCCGGAACAUCUCUAAUACACUACAUAUAAGCCAAUAUUUUUCAUAAAAAUUCGUACUACACAUAUUUUAUUGUACCAUGAUAUGAUACAGAGCUGUGGGGGCAAAGCCCCUCACAUCCUCUUUAACCAUCUUGGCUCUUCCAUAUGAAUGUAAUUUUUAUUACAAUAUCAACUUUCUUUCAUUCAUUUUUUUUAUUAUAAUUAAAUUGCACCUUAUUAUUACUGCUAUAAUUAUUUUAUAAAUUAAGAAAAUAUACUUAUGUUUGGUAUAAAUCGGAAAACUAUUUACAAAUUAUUUUAAUGUGGGAUAUAUAAUUUUAAAUUUAAUAGAUAUAUUUGAGUCCUCAUCAGCUGUUUUGCUUAAACUGACUUCCUAAAAAACACCUUCAUAGGUAUUUUCAAAUUCACAUUUAGUAUACCAUAACGUCAUAACAAUUAAUAUACCCUGUCAUUUAAUAACACAUUCUAUAAAUCUACCCAUUAAAAAAAUAUUUACAACUGAACUUUGUCUUGAUCGUUGAUUGGAUAAAAACAAGCAAAUUAUUUAUCAACUUGUAUUUGAUGCUUGUGAUAACAUAUCAGUAAUCAGCUACAGGGAACAGAUAAUGAUAAAUGAUGUAUAUUAUAUAAUGAGGAAAUUCCUUCACGAAUAAUUACGAUAGAUUUAUGUCCGGAAUUUUCACUUUUUACAAUAUUAAAAGUUAAGAAAUACAUAUCAUGUAAAAUGUAAAUGAUAAUAAUUUAUUACUGUUAUCAUAAAAAUAAUUAUUUUUUAAAAAUUUGUAUAGUGUAUAGAUACUACCUACUACUUGGUCAGUAGUCUUAUUUAUUAGUAUUUAGUAGGUACACACUUCUCGAAUCCGUAGUGCAUACUUCCAAUUUCGGACUUCACACUUUGUGUCGGGGUUCACUAAAAAAUAGGGACUGCUACAUAUAUCUACUUACAUAAUGUCUUCAAGUAUCGACUGAAUAUAUUUCUAUUUAUCAUUUGUUAAUUUUGAAAUUGUUUUUCAUUAGUAUUAAAACUUCAGGUGUUGUGUUUAUAAAAUAUAAUUUUAUAUUACAAAGUUUUAAUGAAUGUUCGUUAUUAAUUUAGUAGAAAUUCUCAUAGAUACUCGUAUAUGGCAAGCUGAUCAUGUUAUGAUUUAUAUUAUUAUCAACUUAAUACUUUAUUUAUAUUUCAUAAAUAUUGAGUAAUUCAUAACUUCAAGAAUUUGAAAAUGUUCAGUGCAUAAGUUUAAAAUGUCUGGAUCAAAACUUUAGUCCUUGCAUUUAAAACUUAUGGUUCAUUAAAAGUUCACCUUUAGAUUGUUGUUCAUUUUUAAUCAGCUGUAGCUACUUGUAUUAUAUUAUUUACAUUAUACAUAAUGUACGACUUCAACCUUGUAUGCAUAAUAUUAUCUACAUAACAUUCAAAUUUAAUGUAUUAAUAUUUAUGGUCUCCAUAAUUUUAAUAAUUUUAGAAGUUUGAAAUAGAUGUUUCAAAAAUUUAAAAAUUGCUCUCCUUCGAAGAAAACUAUACUUAAUAUAAGUUUUAUGUAUAAUCUUUAUAAAUAUGGUUAGGUAGGUACUUUAGGUAUCUACUUUAAUAAUAAAUUCUUGCAGCGCUGUAUACAUACAGAAUAUUUUCAGACAUCAGAGCAUCAGACAAAUUAUUAUUAUUAUAUUAUACAUUAUUAUUACUAAAAGCUUCUUCGCAGUCAAAAUAAUUUAUAAUUUUAUUGGUAGCUUGCUAUAAAUGACAACCUAGCAAUUAUUAGUCGAUUCUAUUUGAAUCGCAUCCCUUUUAUAAUAUAGUUAUGAGUGGAACUCAUGUAGUUUUCGUUCAUGUUACAUUGGUAGGUAGUCUGGACGGUUUUAAAUUAUAAAUUCCCUAAUCAGUUUAUGUGUAGACAACGCGUAGAAUUAAAAGGUUUCUUAAAAAUUAGAUCAAACUCGAUGGUGAUUAUAUUUUUGUAUACUACGCUAUUCUAAUUACUAUUGGCAUAUUAUUAAUUGCAUUACUUAGCAAACGGAAUUAGUAAAAAUGGUAUAUUAUUAAUAUUAUGCUAUAUUGUUUACUCAUAAAUAAAUACGCGGCCUUCGUAAUAUUAAAUAUUUCAGGUUUUUUAUUUUUAUUUAAAUGUAUUAUUUCGCUUCAUAUUGAUUGUAUUAAAGGCAUUGUAAUUCUUUUAGAUUCUGAGUGAAACGAGGAAUAUAUUGGUUUUACAAUAAUGUUUAUUAUUUUAUUUUUAUUUAUAUUCUUUUUUUAUGUGAACACUUUUUAUACCAGAAAACAUACUUCAAUUAUCAAGUAUAGCACCUUUUUUGAAAGAAAAUUUUCUCUGGGUGGUACUCUAGAGAGUUCAUUUUUUUAAAUUCUCAUUAAUAUUCGAGAUAAUAAGGAACACCUCAGUAUUUAGAUUAAAAAAGAUUGAAAGAUUAAAAAUAAGGUUAUCAUUGGCAACCAUUUUUAUUUAUUUUUUGUUAUAAUUAAGUGUUUAUUAUUUUAAUCUUUUUUAAAUAAUCAUUAUUGUCAUGGAAAUGCACACUGUUUUAAGCAUUUUACCAUAAUAUGACAUAAUACCAUAUAUUGUAUUGUUGACAAAGCAACAUUAUCAACUGAACUCGGUUCAGAAUCAUUUUUUCGUUAGCAAUGGUUCAUCGUUACUUAUAGAUUACAUUAAAUUCCCGUCUGUAGCAUACCUUCUCAACUUCCUACCUACAACAGUAGCUGCACCCAUGUGCGAAGUAUGUCCGUCCUUUUUUUUUUUCUAGUAUUAAUAACUGUAUAGGGAAUAUUUAAAACCGCAUUGAAUAUAUUAUCGUAGUAUGUAUGGUAUUCAUUUUAUUAAUCGUGUGACUAUAUUAUUUCGUGCCGUUGCUGUAUUAAAAUCCACUUUUAACCAAAUAAAUAUUUUAAUGCUCAGAGGAAAUAUAAUCGUAACGCAGUUAUGAACAUUGAAGUUGAAAUUUGAAAUACUGCACUUAAAUUACAUACUGCAGGUUAUCAGCAUCCAUAAUUGAUUUUGACGUCAUUCAUUAAACCCGAUAUUUUAUUCUAGAAAAUAACGCUUACGUAUAAUUAUUAUUAUUAGCUACCUAUAUACGACAUAAUUAUUUUCUAUAAUAUAUUCGUAAGAUUAUUCUGUAAUAGAAUUUUAAAUCGGAGUUAUUAUGAACCUAAAAUGUCUAUACUGUUAGAUAAUGUUAACUUAAUGUAGUUUAAAAUAUUUAUGGGUUUUGGUUAAUUUUACAACACGUGAGAAUAUAAUAUAAUAUCUAUUAUGUUUUAAAAUACGAGUAGUUAAAAAAUAAUAAAUUUACUGGAAAUGUGUGUUUUAUAUUAUUAUUAACAGAAAUAAUCAUCUAUCAUUUAGUGAGCUUAUCUACAUGCGUAGGAUACGUAUUAUAGAUUAGCGUAGAUAAUAUUUUUAUUAAAAUUGUAUUUAUAAGUAUAAUAAAUACAUACUAUAGAUACCCAAGUAGAUUUUCAAUGAGUAAAUAGGUACGAUUUAUGUUUAUUUUUACGAGGUAUUAAAUACUUUAUUUAUUUAAAUUUGAAAAUAAAAAUUAAAAAUAUAUACCUAGGUACUAAAUAACAUCUACUUAUUUGAUUAGCAUUUAAAAUGUUUACCAUUUAUUAUUUAAAUAUCAAGUAAAUACAAUAAUAUUAGUACAAAUAAAAAAAAAUCUCGAUUUAGAUGAGAAUCGAUUCAAUAUAAUUCAUAAUAUUAUAUAAAUGCGUUUACAGUGCUGGUUAAUUCAGUUUAUUAUCUAUUUUUAUGGAAUUAAAUUGUAAAUAUAUAUUAAUAUUUAUUUAUAUAUCUUGUUAAUUUUUUAGUCUGGACAUUUUAAAUAUAAGGUUUUACAGGUUUGAUGUAAAAAUAUUCAACAAUAUUUAAAAAUCACACUGAACGAUAAUGCACUAACUGUAUACAUGUUUUUUUGUAAGCAUUUCGUAGAACAGGUUAUAAUUUCAAAAUAAAGAAUUGAAAAUAGUUUUUAUAGUUAUUAAUUAUUUUAAUAUGUCUUAAAUGAUAUUUAUUUUAUUUAUUUAUUGUACCUAUAUCAAUUUAAUAUUAUUUAUUUUAAAAUACAUUUUUUUUUUCUAACUUAAGGUGUCAUAUUGUAUUAACUGAAUGUAAAAAAAAUAAAUCAAUAAAAUACCAAUAAUAAUAAUUGAAAACUUACUGGAAGUAUUUCAGUAUAAACCGUGAUGUUUUUUUCUUUUUGAAAUAUUAAAGAAAGCAUAUAGGUACCUAUUUUAAUACUAUUAAAAUGACUGUUCGUUGAGAUGUUUCGAAAUCGAAGUAUUGAAAUGAAAUUAGAUUAUGUCAGUCAAGAUGAUGUUUUAAAAUAUGACUGAUGAGAGUUCUAAAAAUAAUAUCGAUAAGUGUAUUAUGGGUUACCGUCCAAAAUUGCGUAGAAAUGUAAAAGCAUGUCUCUAAAAUAUCACAUUAUAUGUAUAUAUAGGUAUCUAAACUUACGUUUUUAAUUUUAGAAUAUUAAAAAUUAUAUAUUCUGAAUCUAUAUUAUAUAACAUAAUAAUAUUCGAGAAUUAAAAUGUAUAUUUACUUGCUUAUAGGUAUGUAUUAUAUACCUACUUAUUAUUAAUCAAUAAUCUUAUAAUAUGACGUAAUACGAUAGGUAUCAAUUUUUUUAUGAGUUGUUAUUUUUAGAAAAUAAACAGUAAUACUGAUCCAAUAUCAUAGUGGAGGAAAUUAAUAAACAAAUAACGAACUUCAAAAUAAAAAUGACCACUGCAGCAGUGGUAAACGAGAGAGAUAUUAAUCGGACAUUCCACCGAUCCAUGCAGGCUACUGCAUAUGCUGACGUACAACUUACGCUGUAUAUUGGAGUGGGUAGAUUAAUAAUGUAGUAUUGCAAUGUUACAAUUAAAUAUACUAAAACGACAGAACACAGCUUAUAUAAUAUACGAAUAUUCUGCGGUCGGCAAUGUCUUUUCGUUGUAUGUAGUUAGUAGUGGCCAGUGGGUAUAAAAAAUAAAUGAACUUAUUCACGAAAUUAUAAUGUCAUAAGAUUUGUCAAGGCUGUUCGAAAUAUGUGUGGUGUAAUUAGGUUUAGCCCAAUAAUCUGUACAGAAUAAAAUUAAACAAUUAAUUUUUUAUUUGAAAAAUAUAUAUACAUUACACGUGUAUAUGUAUGUGUAAUAUAUAUUAUACGUACAUAAGGGAUUAAAAACAAGUAACAAUUGAAUUAUUUAUAAUUGAGGAAAUCAAAAGUAUAUUAUAUAUUAAAGAUCGCAUUUUAAAUUCUGUGCAUAAAUUCUAUGAAAUAUUUUUACUAUAUUAACCCUGCGACUUAAUUUGAAUAUAUAAGUGGUGAUAACUGUCUAUGCAAGGAACUCCGAGGUACCUAAGAAAAUUUCCGUUCAUUACGGAUUUCCGUUUUACAGAAGUAAAAUACGCGUGAAAUUCAAUUUCGGGACCGCGUUCGAAUUUCCGUUUUUAAACAAUGUUUCUGUCCUAUCAAUAGUUCCUUCUUAGACAGGUUUUACUGCAGUAAAUACAAUCGUAUUAUUUUCUUAUUGUUUAAAUGGGUAAUCACAGAAUCCAUAUUAUAAUAUUUGAUUUUCAAUUUAUUUAUUUGCUUUGUAAAUUAGUUGUUACCCAUCAACAUAAUAUCACUUAAUAUUUUGUUUUAAGAUUAAAAAAAAAUAAUAAUAAUAAUUAUCAGUAAAUCACUGUUAUGAGCAAAUUAAUAAUACGUCGACUAUCUAAACUUUAAAUAUCUUAAAACUUGUAAGUGAUGUCGCGAACAUCAAAAAUAACACAUUAUCGGAAAAACCAAUGUUUUAAUAUUAAGUUUACUGUCUGAGUAAACUGAAAAAAUUAUAAAUUAUUUUCUAUUGGAACAUAUUUAUUAACGGUUAGCGACUUGCCGUUAGACAAUUUUUUUUUCUUACAUUGUAAUAGUAAGUAUCGGUAUUUUCGAUAAAUAUUUUUAAUUAUUAAAAAAUAUAAAUCCCUUAGGUAAAAUGAUGGAAAUAUAAAUAUAACUGCGCAGUAGCACUGUACGUACUUUAAUUAUGUAUUAUGUAUAGAAAUAUUUUAUCUCGUGCAGUUUUUUUUUAAAAUUUAUUUUGUAAUUUUUUUAUAUAAGUACCUACAAACAAAUCUGAUAAAAAUGAAUAAAACCGUCUUUUUAAUUUUAAUAAAAUGUCUUUUGCAAGUAUUUCCUUUAUCCAGUCGUGUACGCAUUCAUCAGGUUUCAAAAUCGAACAAACCUAUUCACUCGCGGUUUUCCCACUGUUUCGAUGCCCAUUAUGAAUAAUUUUAUAAAUUAUAUCAAUAAUAAGAAAACACUUUAGAAAUAUUAUUCAAUACAUAUUUUUUAUUUUUGUAUAGUUGAAUGCCAAUUUUUUUUUUUAUUAAGAGGUUAACACUAUAAUUAUUUACCUAGCCUUAUAUAUUUAUUAUCUGUCAAAUAAUAUAACAGCUUUUAACAAGAAAAAACUAAUUUUUAUUUUUUGCUUGUUAUAUUAUUUUUUAAUAUAGUAUAGAAAUACAAUUACUAGUAAAAGUAAUAAAAUAUAUAUAAUAUAUCAAUAUUAGUUACAGUGUAAAUAGUGUAAUAUAAAAUAUCUGAUUUAUAUCAAUACAUAUUUUAUUUAUUACAAUUUUUCUUUUUAGGUACAUUUAGAACCACAAGGAAAAUUGCAUCUUCGAAUAGAUUUAAAAUGGAAUUCAAAAGGUAAAAUUAUUAAUUUCAACUCAAAUUUGUAUUAUUUAUGUAUUAUAUUUAUGAUUAUUAGAGCAUUAAUUUAGUUUUUAAAAAUUGAAAUAUAUAUCUUGUCAUUUUUUUUAAUAUAAAUGUAACAGACUUACCUUCUCGGCCAUCGGAAUUCAAGGAACGACAAGGGUUAUUAAAUCGAAGACGUGGUGCCAUGAGAAGAAGAGUCCAUCAAGUAAACGGACAUAAAUUUAUGGCAACAUUUCUCAGGCAACCAACAUUUUGUUCACAUUGCAGAAAUUUUAUAUGGUAAGUAGCUAUUGUUUAAUAGAAAUAAAAAAUUAACUAAAAGUAAAAAAAUGUAACACUGGGUUUAUUAUAUGUUGUAGGUAGGUACCUAGUGUUAAAAUUAAGAUUUUGCUGAUGAGUGGGUUACUGAUCGCUAUUGUUAGUGAGAAGUUAGGAUACAUAAAGUUAUUUAAUUAAUAUCUGUAAACAACUAUAAGUCAUUGCUAACGAAAAACGAUUUUGAGGGAAGUUCUGUCAUAUGUAUUUUAAAAAGCAAGAUUUUUAUGAAUUUCGUUAAAAAUAAAUCUUAAACUAAUAAAAAUAAAAAUAAAUACAUUACACAAUUUUUUUGGCCACUAAGUUCAACUUAUAAUGAACCUCGUGUAUUUUCUAGCAUUCCAGGUUUUUAGGGAAAACCAAUACAUUCCUCACAACACUCAGAAUUUUAUAUGUAUUUGCAGUCGCCAUAGUUAGGCUACAAAAAUUAGUCAGAAAAAAAAAGAGCUGAUACUACUGAUGGAUGCACUACUGUAGUUGUUGGUGGGAAAUUGAGAAGGUAGAAUACAUAAAAUUAUUUAUUUAAUAUUUGUAAGCAUUGAUAAACCAGUGCUAAUGAAAUAUGAUUCUAAUUUUUAAGUUAAAUUAUCCUUGUUUGGUGUGUUUUGAAAUUUCCUUAUCUUUACCAUUUUCAUCAAAAUUUGAUUUUGUAUAAAACAUAUAGUGUACAAAUUUAAAAUAAAAAAAUCAUAAUGCCAUAAAUUAGUCAGUUUUCAUUUUCCAUUUUUUUUCAGUUUUCCCAAUUACUAUGAAACCUGUUUGAAAAUCAAAAAAAUACUAACCAACUUACUUACUUACUUACUAACUAGAUUACAAAUGCAAUAAAAAAUGUUUUAUCAAUUUUUGGUGCAGUACUUAAAAGUGACCAUAACAGUAAUACUUAUUAUAGUUAAAAUAUUCAUUAAGAUUUCAAAAAACAUUUCUAGCUGUAAAUUUAGUCUUGAUUUUAAAAUAGUUUUUGUAUUAUAUACAAUUCAAUCAUAUGUUGGAAUUGUUGUUUACAAUAUGUUUAUAUUCAAUAUUAUUUAGGACUGAAGUCUGUAAGUGUGUUUAUUAAAUAGGUACAUAUUUUUGUAUUUUUAACAAAGAGCACUUAAGUUUAUUUAAAAUUUUAAAAUAUUUUGAAGUAUUUUGAAGGUAAUUUAUUAUGAUAGUUACAAUUUAUUUUAAUACUAAAAAUGUUACUUUCAUAAUUUAUUUGAUGUACUUGACAGAUCAUGGCAAUAUUAAUAGUUAUUUUUUUUUCAACCAAAAUAUAAUGGCUACCUACAUGUAUUUCUAAUAAUAAAAAAAAAAUAAAUAAAUAAAUAAAUAAUGACUAACUUGUUAUGCAAGUCAAGUCAAGAAAAUUACAGAGGAAGUUCUGGGGUUUCAAGGAAAAUGACAUAUAAAUAAAUGGUUUAAUGAAGAAUGUAGGACUGCCAUGAUAGAAAGAGACAAUGCAAGAACAAUAAUGCUAAGAGAUCCAAGUGAAGCCAAUAAAUGAGACUUAGCCUUAAAACAAAGAAAAGCAAAUCAGUCAGAUAGUCAGGAAAAACAAAAGAAUAUGGGAGAAAGCCAGAAUAGAAACCAUCGAAAAUAGCUACAAAAAUAAUACAAAAUUAUUCUUUGAAAAGGCAAACAAGGUGAAAAAUGGAUUUAAACCAAGAUCAACAAUGAUGAAAGAUGAUGAGGGAAUUUUAAUUAUCGAUAAAGAAGAAGUGACAAAAGAAUUCAAAAAGGUUUUCAAGAAAAUGUUGAGUGUGUCAGCCCAAACAGAAAGGAGUGGUAAUAAUUUAGUCACAGUAGAGCAAUACCUAGAAGAACCCUCAUUGGAAAAGAUUAAAACUGCGGUCGAAAUGCUAUAUGGAGGAAAGGCACCUGGAGAAGACUCAAUAAUGUCAGAACUCUUAAUGAAAGGAGGAAGUACUUUAAUGAUGAACCUAAAACAGCUGAUAAAUAAAAUAUGGAUAGAAGAAACAAUACCAAAAUCAUGGCAGGUCUCAAUACUGUAUCCAAUAUAUAAAAAAGGACAUGUAAUGGACUGCAAAAACUAUAGGGGUGUAUCCCUACUUAAUACAUCAUAUUAAAGUUAAACAUAAUUUUAAAUAUGCUAAAACCGUAUACUAAAGAGAUAGUAGGAGAAUACCAAGCAGGUUUUAUAGCUGGAAAAUCCACCUCUGACCAAAUUCAUAUUAUCAAACAAAUAACGAAAGAGUCAAGAAUGUACCUGCUAUUUGUAAACUUUAAAUAAGCCUGCGACUCGAUAGUAAGAAGUAAGCUAUGGAACAUAAUGACCAACUAAGAAUACCAGCAAAACUCGUUAGGAUGGUGAAAGCAUGUAUGUUAAACUCAAGGUGCAAAGUGAAGUUCAACUCAGUAAUCUCAGAGUUAACAGUAAAUACAGGGGUGAGGCAGGGUGAUGCUCUGUCCCCGGUCUUAUUUAACAUUGCCUUCGAAUCAAUAGUUAAAAGAAUACUGCAAAGCGGAUGUUGAUAACCUGCAGUAUGUAAUUUAAGUGCAGUAUUUCAAAUUUCAACUUCAAUGUUCAUAACUGCGUUACGAUUAUAUUUCCUCUGAGCAUUAAAAUAUUUAUUUGGUUAAAAGUGGAUUUUAAUACAGCAACGGCACGAAAUAAUAUAGUCACACGAUUAAUAAAAUGAAUACCAUACAUACUACGAUAAUAUAUUCAAUGCGGUUUUAAAUAUUCCCUAUACAGUUAUUAAUACUAGAAAAAAAAAAAGGACGGACAUACUUCGCACAUGGGUGCAGCUACUGUUGUAGGUAGGAAGUUGAGAAGGUAUGCUACAGACGGGAAUUUAAUGUAAUCUAUNUAUGGUAAAAUGCUUAAAACAGUGUGCAUUUCCAUGACAAUAAUGAUUAUUUAAAAAAGAUUAAAAUAAUAAACACUUAAUUAUAACAAAAAAUAAAUAAAAAUGGUUGCCAAUGAUAACCUUAUUUUUAAUCUUUCAAUCUUUUUUAAUCUAAAUACUGAGGUGUUCCUUAUUAUCUCGAAUAUUAAUGAGAAUUUAAAAAAAUGAACUCUCUAGAGUACCACCCAGAGAAAAUUUUCUUUCAAAAAAGGUGCUAUACUUGAUAAUUGAAGUAUGUUUUCUGGUAUAAAAAGUGUUCACAUAAAAAAAGAAUAUAAAUAAAAAUAAAAUAAUAAACAUUAUUGUAAAACCAAUACAUUUUUCCUUCCAUAUAACAUAUAACAUAAUAUAUAAUAUACAUAUAACAUAUAAUAUAAACAUAUAAACAUGUAGAAUAAAGAUUUGCAAUUGUAUAUAAUAUGAUAUUAAAUACAAUUACAUUACUAAUGUAUAUAACAUUAUUAGAUAUUUUAACCUUACAAAUAUUAAUCAUUAGGUUUCCUAUACAUUGUAUUUUAUAUAGGAUUCUAGGAGACUGUUUAAAAUAUGGUGUCUAAUUUUUUAAUUUAUACUUGAUUUACUUGUGUUAAGUUAUUAUGGAAACUCUAAAGAAUAUUUACUAAAUAUUAUAUCAGUCCCCAAAGCAUUUUUUUGUUUGUUUUUUAAAUAUAAUAAAUAAAUAUAUAAAUAAAAAAUGUAUUUAUAAAAAUAAAAAUGCAUUACCUGGUGUAUUAUUAUGCAUUUAUUUAUUUUUAUAUUUGUAUAUCAAAUUUUUAUUUAUAUAUUUAUUAACAGUUUUAAUAAUUUUGUCUUUACUUUAUUAUUUUAUUGUUUCUAAAUUGUUUAUUGCAUUAUUAUUAUUUUUAAUUAUAGACAUUUUUCUUAAUUGUUUUGUAUUUUUUUUUUUACUUAAACUUUUAUGGGUCUACAUCAAAAAUCAUUUGAUUACAGUUGCUGUUUAUUAUUUUCAUAGUGUAUGUACUAUACAAAGUUAGUUAAUUAGACUUCUGAUUAUACUCCUGUACAUGUAUAAAAUAUUUAUCAGUUUUCCUUCUUUUGUACUAAGCGUAUUAUACAUCGCAGUAUAUGAUUAUAAUAUUAUAUAGACAGGAAAUAAAUUUUUUCCAAAUAUUGAUAAAAGUUUGAAAAAAAUAAAAAUAAAAAUAACAAGAAGACAGUGGACCUGCAGUUUGAUUAUUUAAUUUUUUAAUGCGUUAUUUAUUUGGUUUAAUAACUUUGAAUUAUUAACACAGAAUUGAUAGAUUUAAGUAGGUUAGGUAAAAUCAUUAUUGUUUCAUCAAUAAAUAAUAAAUAAUUAGAUAGAUUCUGAAAUAAAUCACAGAUGUCACAGUAAACAAUUUUAUACAGUAUUUGAUUAAUUUUAAAUUUUUAACAGAUAAUUUUUUUAUUUAUAGGAAUUUGUUGAGGACAUUAAAAUUGAUAAUGGUUUAUUAUUCACUUUGUUAUACAUUAGUAUGGUAAAGAAAUCAGUCAAUGUAAACAAAAUAUACACAACUUUAAUUAGUGAAUACAAAUAAUUUUUGCAUUGUUUAAUUUGAAUACAAAUAUCAGUUUAAAAUAACUAUUCUUUAAAAUUAAUUCUAUUUUAUUUUAUUUUUUCUAGGGGAUUUGGUAAACAAGGCUACCAGUGUCAAGGUAAUAUACAAUAUCUAUUUCAGACAGUACCUAAUACAGUAAUACUAUAAAUAAUAAAGAUUAAUAAUUAUUGAUCAAAAUACUAGUGAUAUCAGAAAUAUUUUUCAAAACUUUUUUGUCACUAAUUUAACUCAUUUUUUAGUUUCACAAAUUCAUGAAUUAAUUUAAUUUAAGUUUAAUAAAUGGAUGAAAUAAUAUAAUGUAUCGGUUCGUAUAAUUUUUGUGGGGAGGGUUAGGUUAGGAAAGUGUAGCAGUAGAGCCAUAACAAAUUUAUAUAAUUUUACAUAUUAAUAAACAAUAUUAUUUCUUAAAAAAUCUUACAUCUAGGUACAUACCUAAAACUGUUUCCAAAGAUUUUUAGUACUAUUUCACAAUUUUAAGAAGUGUAAACCUAUAACUUAGUCCAUGAAAAACCAUGAUGGAUUGAGAUAAAGCAGAAAGGAAAAGUAAAAGUAUUUAAAAUGUGCCAAAUGUUGAGUAGUUUUACAGAAAAAUAAAUUACAAUAAAACUAGUCCGGAUAGUAUUUAUUAAUACACCAACAAAUAAUAAUCCUAGAGGCUUUAAAAUUGUUUAGAACAUGAAUUUAUUCAAACACAGCUUAUAUAUACAAAAUUUUUAAACUUUAAAUAGUUUUAAUAAAACUUGUUGAAAUUAUUUUAAUACAAUAUUUUAAUAAAAUUAAAUUCUAUACUUAAAAUACUUAAAGAAACUUAAUUCUAAUAUAAUAAAUAUAGUAUUAUAUUUGAUGUCAUCCUUAAUUGUUUUCUAAUUUAUUGAUUUUUAAUUUAUAAUUUAAUAGAUAUAUUAAAAAGAUAUGCAUAUUUUAAAAUUAUGUGUAUGCAUUGUUAAAAUUAGUUUUCCGUAUUUACCAAAUGGUAGUUAUUGUUAAAAACUUACUUUCUUUUUUUUUAUUUAUAGUUAUGUUGUUAUGUUAUUAUGUCAUACUAUUGGAUUAAUAGUAUUAAAUAUAUAUUUUUUUCAAUCAUUUUACCUACACGUUUUUGUAUUUACAAUGAAUUAUAAAUUCAAGUUCAUUUGAACAAACUGUAGCAUCUUUAAACAGUGGCAUUCUGAGAGGAUUCAUCAUGGUGUGGAGGGGGAGGGUGUACAGUGUAAUUGUAGUCACUGUGUGUUCUUAAUUAUGAGAUCUUAAAAAUCUUAAGAAUUCUUAAUAAUUUGUAUUGUCUUUGAUUUCGACUACAAUUACCAUUAUAGAUGUCGAAUACCAUAGAGUAAUAAAACUUUGAAUUACGAAAUUGAUGCUAUUUAUAUAAUUCUAUAAAAGCUAAUAGAUAUUAUAUGAAUUUAUGACUAUUCCAUAAUUUUUUUUCUUGUUAUCAUUUUAGGAAAACGUUUUGGUACUUAUAUUUAUUAGUUAUAAAGAUGCAUUAAUAAAACCAUCACCUCAGUCAAUGGAGGAGGAGGGGGAUGGCGUGAACACGGCCCUUGUAUCUAAAGACAAAUAUAAACAAAAUUAAUUAAAAAUCAAGAUAUUUUAUUAUUAUCAAUUAUUAAUUGAAUCAAUGAAUUUUUAGAAACAUUAAUGCCCAUUUAAUAUAAACCUAUGUCCUAUACAUAGGCAGGUUGGCUAUAUAUUAUAGUUAUUUAAAUACAUUUUUUUUUAAAAAAAAAAGUUAUUUUGAUAUAAAAAAAGAGGUUAAAAGUUACAGAAAUAGGCUAUUUUUUUAAAGUAAAAAAAAUAUCACAUAAAAUAUAACAACUUAAUAUUCUUUCUACUAAUUUAAUCAUCUGGCAUAGUGUCAACAAAAUCUGUCAUAGUUAACUGAAAAUGUGUUUACAGUUUGUACUUGUGUUGUCCACAAACGAUGCCAUAUGGAAGUAGUUACAAUCUGUCCAGGAUUUGUAAAAAAAGAGGUUUGUUGAAUUUUAUUUAUUUGAAUUAUCUUCAUCAAUAUGGUUAGUUGAAAUGCAUAAAAUGUUUUCUGUAAUAUGUGUAUAUACUUAUUGAUUUUAUAGUUAAGUCAAGAAAAUCAAUCUCAACGAUUCAGUGUCAAUAUUCCUCAUAGAUUCAAACCACAUACAUACAAAAUAUUUACAUUUUGUGAUCAUUGUGGCUCUCUACUUUAUGGAAUUUAUAAACAAGGCCUACAAUGUGAAGGUUUUAAAUUUAUUCUCAAUUCAAUUAAUUAAAUAUAAUAAUUAUUGAACAGUUUAAAUGAAAAAACUACAAAAUUAAUAUGAUUUGGAAAUGUAUUUGUUAUAGUGUGUACAUUGAAUGUGCAUAGACGAUGUGUAAAAAAUGUUGCAAACAACUGUGGUAUUAAUCCACGAGAAAUGGCGGAUACAUUACGUAGUUGUGGUUUAAAUCUUAGCAAAAACGUUGUAAGAUAUUUAUAUUAUUUUAUACAAAUUAUUAAUAAUAUUAAUUAAAUUUAUUUUAAAUAUUAUGUAAUAUAAUAGUAGUUUAUUAUUUUUAAAUAACAUUUUUUUUUUUUUGGUAAUUUUAAUUAAUCAUCAUAGGACCAGGCUAGUGGAAAUGGAAGUUUUAGUGUGAGCAGUAUUACAGCAAGUGGAGGUUUGCAUCGUGAUCUCAGUCAACAAUCAACGUCAAACAAUGCAGUUGUCAGUGUUGUCAAAAAUGAUAAACAUUCCUCAAAUGAUAAACGAAAUAAUGAUAAAAUAGCCAAAUGUAAAAUAUUUGAACAUAUUAUAAUACCUACUUAAUACUUAUACCAUUAUAUUAUAAAUACCUGUAAUAUGCAUGUACCAUUAUUUUUAUUUAUAGUGAAUCAAAGUAUGAGCUGUUUUAAUCUGAGUAAUCGAAAAAUGAGUGCAACAGAUUUUAAUUUCAUAAAAGUUUUGGGAAAGGGAAGUUUUGGCAAAGUUAUGUUAGCUGAAAAACGAGGCACUGAUGAAGUUUAUGCUGUUAAAGUAUGAUAUGUUAUUUAUUUUCAUAGGAUAAUAAUUUAAAAAUUUGUUAUCAUUUAGGUGUUAAAGAAAGAUGUAAUUGUCCAAGAUGAUGAUGUUGAUUGUACCAUGACUGAAAAACGUAUUUUGGCACUUGCUGCUAAACAUCCAUUUUUAACUGCUUUACAUUCUUGUUUUCAAACUAAAGUACAUCUAUUUGAAUUAUUUUUAAAAUUUUUAUUUAGUACUCAUUUUAUAUUAAUGUAUUGUUAGGAUCGACUAUUUUUUGUUAUGGAAUACGUAAAUGGUGGGGAUUUGAUGUUUCAAAUACAAAGAGCUAGAAAGUUUGAUGAACCACGUGCUAGAUUUUAUGCUGCAGAAGUUACACUUGCUUUGCAGUUUCUCCAUCGACAUGGUGUAGUUUAUAGGUGAAUAUUUUUUAAAUGCUAUUUAAUACAUUACUAUUACAAAAUUUAAAGAAUAACAUGUAUCAUAAUUUAUUGUUUUAUUCAAUUAUGAAUCUAUACAUUUGUGUGUACAUGUAUUUUUAUUAACUUGAAGAAUUGUAUGCUUGCUACUUAUCUAAUUUUUUUAAGUAAAACUGUUUUAAGUUAUUCAUAAUAAAAUUUUAAUAUGUAUUUAUUUAAUUGUCUAAUUUCUAUUAAUAUUGUCUACAGGGAUUUAAAAUUAGACAACAUAUUAUUAGACAAUGAGGGACAUUGUAAGCUUGCUGAUUUUGGAAUGUGUAAAGAAGGUAUAAUUGAUGGAGUUACGACUACUACUUUUUGUGGAACCCCUGACUAUAUUGCUCCAGAAGUAAGAAAACAUUAAAUUGUUAUAAUUAUUUCAUUGCAAUUAAUUAUCUUCAAGAAUACAAAAUAACUAAUAAUAUAUUCUUUGGAUUGAGUUUGUGUGUUAAUUAAAGUUCUGGUUGUUUACCUGUAUUAUGAAAAUCUGUUUGUUAAAAUUUAUAUCCAAAUUGAAGAAAUAAUGUUUUUUUCUAUUAAUUAUGUUUUUAAUUAACUUUAAAUUUGUAUAAAUUACAUGAUAAAAGAACAUAGCGAUUUAAAAUAAUAAUUUGAUUAAAACUUUAAUUAUAAUAAGAAUUAUUUAUAUUAAAAGAAAAGAUGUGUAUGUAAUAUAUUGUUAUAUAGUCAUAGGUAACAAAUGAAAAUGAUCAAUUGUUUCAUUACUUUGAUUUUGAAUUCAAUUUAAAUAAUGCUUGAAUAUAAUUUUUAUUUUUACUAUAUUUAAUUAAACAGAUUCUUCAAGAAUUACAUUAUGGUGCAAGUGUUGAUUGGUGGGCCUUAGGUGUACUAAUGUAUGAAAUGAUGGCUGGUCAGCCCCCAUUUGAGGCUGAUAAUGAAGAUGACUUAUUUGAGUCAAUAUUACAUGAUGAUGUACUUUAUCCAGUUUGGCUCAGCAAAGAAGCAGUAUCUAUUUUGAAAGGGGUAUAUAUAUAUAUAUAUAUAUAUAUUUAUAUAUUCUAUAAAAUAAAAGUUUUAGGAUAUAGUUCUGACCAGUGUUGUUCUGGCUCAUGAUUGGGCCCCCAAUCAUAUUUUCAAUGGGCUCCUAAACAACAAAUUAUAGUAUUCAAAGUCAAUAACUAUCAACUAAAAAAAACAAUUUUCUCACUUUGUUUGUAUUCUCCUAGAAAUGUUAAUAAUUAGAUUUAAUACAAAAAUUACAUUGUUAUACAUUUAAAUUUUAUUCUUUAGCGAAACCACAUGUAUGUAUUAAAUAUGUUACAUUAAUUUACUAAAUUCGGUUGAAAUACUGAACGGGUGUAUAUCACAUCAAUGCUCAUAUAAACCAUAUAUCAAGUUAAGUUAAUCAUCAAGUUAAUUUAGUUUCCAAUGUAUAAAUAUCACAAUUAGGGUCAAAUUUCAAAAUAUGUUAAUUAUUUGGUAAAAUUUAUUUAUUUUUUUCAACUUUAUUAACUGUAUAAAAUAAAUUACACAUAAAGUACAUAACAUAGACUUUUUAUAUUAAUAAUCAUAACAUUAUAAGAAUUUUAAUAUCAAAUUUAAUUUUGACGAAAAUCAUUUUAGUAAAAAUAAUUUUUAGUUACUGGUCCAUUCAAAUUGUUUUAAUAAAUAUUUAUUUUACUAUAAUAUGACAUAUAUAUUGCUGAAAGAGCAAUACUAUUAACCCAGCCCAGCUCAGAUUGGUAUUUUAUUAGCAAUUUUUAAUUGUUGCAUACAGAUAUAUAUUAAAUUUUCCUCUAUACCUUUCCAACUUCUCAUUUAUAACAGUGGCCUACCUAUUGUAUGAAGUAUUUCCGUUUUUUUACACAAAUAUAUUAAAAAAUAAUUAAUAUGAUUUCUGCUAUUGGCAUGAUCCCAUGGGGCCUUUAUUUUAAGAAUAAAUCUCAGGGGUAUGCAGGUGGGCCAAACCAACACUGGUUCUGAAAAUUGUUUUAAAUGUAUUCUAAAUUUUUAUUUUAGGCUUUAUAUUUUAUAAUUUCUAAAAUUAUUUUUAUGAUUAAGUAUAAAAAAACAAUUAUGUUUUCAAUCAAAAUACUUUAUAUCUACUUGUUUUUAAUAAUUGAAAAUAUUAUUUAACUGAACAAGAAUAGAUUUGAAUUCAAAGCUAAUAUAUAAUUAUUUAGGAAUAUUUGGCUUUAAUAAUACAUUUUAUAAUGUAUAGCUUUUAAAUUAUUAGUAUAAAAAAAAAUAUUAAAAAUAUUUUGUUUCAAAGAAUUUAAUUGGACUGCAGAUUAUGAUAGUAUAUGACUAUUGUAUAAAAUAAAAAAGAUGCUUGGUUAUCUCGUUUACUAUUUUCUAUGAUAAUAGUAAUAUAUUUUAAAAUGAUACACUUACCUAUCCUGGAUAGAAUUUCUCCAGCAACACCAGUAUUUCUAUAAUAAUAAAAUAGUUAUAUUACCUGUACAGAAGUUUGUUAAAAUGUAGAUUAGCAUUAUUGAAUCUAAAUAUUGAAAAAUAUUAUGUAAUGGAAAUUAUUAUUAAGUAUUAAUUAGUUUUAUAUCUAUAAAAGUUGUUAGAUUAAAAAAAAAAAUUGUACUUAAGGCAAUAGGUAAUAUAAUAUAAUAGGUUAAUAUUAACAUUAUGAUAUAUACAAUAUUGUAUAUAAUAUUAAAUUGUGUUAAUAUUAAUUAUUUAUAUUGCUUUUCUUAUUUAUUUAGUUUAUGACAAAAAAUCGAAACAAACGUCUUGGUUGUAUAGCAAAUGAUGGCACAGAAGCUGCUAUAAAAGUUCAUGCAUUUUUUCGAGAUUUGGAUUGGGAAGCUUUGGAAAACCGACGUGUCAAGCCACCAUUUAAACCAAAAAUUGUAAUUUUAAUUUAUAUUAUUAUCAUGUACAUAUUGUGCAUCUCCCAUGUAUAAAAUAAAAAAAUAUAGUUAUCAAUAUUAUAGGUAUACGCUUUUACAGCAACAAUAAAGAUUAUCUUAUUAUGUAACUAAUUCACUGAACUACCUAAAUUGAACAUAAUUCACUAAUAAAAUCAAAAUAGCAAUUAGUGAUACAGAAAUUAUAUCUCAUAAUAUUUAAUUGUGUUACUGCUUAAUUUAUUAACAAACAUUAAAACUAUGAUAGGUCACUAAAAUUAAUAUUACAUUUUAGUGAUUUUUCAUAAAGUAAAUUUAAAGAAGAAAAUUUAAAAUAAUUUAAACCUAAUAAGAAAAAAACUUUGCUUCUUACAUCUAUGAUUGAAUAUUAUUUUCCCAUCAAAUAUUUAUAAUAAAAUUUUAUUUUUUAUUUUUUUAUAUUAAUUAUUAUAAUUUAAUAAAAUUACCUAUUCACCUUACUUAUUACACCUAUUACACCCCUACACCUUAUUAUCUUUUAAAACUUUUAUCUCUUAUAUUAUUUAUUUAAUUUAAAUUUUCCACAAUUGAAUAGUUUUGUUUUAACUUUUCAUUAUUUGUUCAUUAAAAAAACGUUAUUGUAUUUCAUAAAAUCAAGGUGUAAUUAAAUUACAUUUUUUUUUAAUCAGAAAAAUAAAAAAGAUGCCAUGAACUUCGAUACAGAGUUCACUAAAGAAGAUCCAGCAUUGACACCUGUACCAGCUAAUGUGACUAUGUCUAUUAACCAAGAAGAGUUUCAAGGAUUUUCAUUUGUGAAUCUUGAUUUCAAUCCAAGCAAAUUUACUCAUACAGAUUCUUCAAAAUAAUAAUAUUAUUUUCGUUAAAUAAUGUAUUUAUUGAAGGUGAGUAAAAUAAUUAUAUUAUUUUAUUAUAUAUUUUUUUUAAUCAUAUUAAAAUAAUAAUUAUGUACAUUAUAUAUAUAUUUUCGGUUUUUUUUAUUUUAAUUAUAGAACCAUCAAUUGAAGAAAAUGUACAAUAACUGUCUGCAAUACAUUCAAUCAGGAUUAUUAUUAUGUGAUACGUAUGUAACUACUUUGAUAUUUAUUCACGUGGUGCCUCUAAUUAUAUGUAUUAAUAUAUAUUUUAAUACAAUUCUUCCCUCUUAUAUUUUAUCUAGUCCAAAUUAAUUAAAUAUAUUGUUCGAUCCCAUUAAUAAUAGUUAAGCUAAAUUUGAUUUGAUUCAGUUCCCUAAGCUCCAAAUUAUUAGAAUUCUAUUGUUAAUUAAACAGUAUUAUUUUGCAUUUUAUUAUAAACAAACUAGUCACUAUUGAUCAUAAAAUAAAACGCCUUUUAUUAUUAUAUUCAACUAUGAAUGUUCUACCUAUGUGUUCAUUGGACAUUCAUAAAGUUUACUGACAAUUAUGAUAGUUAUUAUUUUUACUAUGCAUUUUUAUUUUUAUUAUUAUAAGUAAUAAUUUAUUAACUGACUAGGCAACAACUAUUUGUGAUCCAAGUAUUAAUUUGGUAUUUUACCUAUUACUAUCUUAAUAAAACUUCUAACAUGACAUUCUUCUAAUUUAUCUACAUUUUUGUUAUGAAAAUUAUUGUAAUAUUAGUAAUCUUAAAUUAGUAAAUUUAUUAAAGGAAACAUUGUUGCCUUUUAUAGAAUUCAAUAACAUUAUAAAGAUUUGGAUAUAAUCGAAUCUCUUAAGUACUUUAAUUGUUAAAAGUAAUACAUUUCUAGUCUGAUAUGGAUAAAACUUAUUUCACAGUGGGCCUUAAAUAGUUGUAAUACAAAUUAUAUAUUUAAAUUAGAUUUAGUUACCUACUCAUAUAUAUCGAACAACAAUCAUUUUUAGCUAUAAUUACAAACUUGAUUUAAGAUAUAGAUAGAAAAGAGGUAUAGAAUAUAUAUAUAUAUAUAUAUAUUAUAAAUUAUAUUGUAAAUAUUAGUUUUAUAAAAGACUAAUAACUUUAUUUUUAAAAAUAAUUCUUUAUUUUUCUCAGCAUUACCCUUAUAGACAGUUAAGUGUGUUCAUUCAAGUGGCCUUUUAAAUGUUUAAUCUUUAGUAAAGUUAUGCAAUACAUUGUUAAGAAAUGGACCAUUUAGUAAAUAAUCAAUGAAAAAUAUAACUUAAUGUGCUGAUUUGUAACUUAAAAUAUUAGUAAAUUUAUUUUAAAUAUGGUUCUACAGCAUGCUACAAAUUUUUAUCUAUUUUUAAUUUUACCUGAACAGGGUUGUAUAGUGGAAUGGCGUGUACAAUAUAGAACUUAUAUUUUAUUUAAUAACAAAUGAGAUGAAAUUUUAGUAACUACUUAUAUUAAAAUAAAAUUAUAUUAAUAUUAAUCUUAAUUAUAAUGUGAACUAUUUUUGUGACUUACGAAUUUCCAUAAUACUUUCAAUUCAGUAAAAACUACAUAUGUGCUUUAUUAAAUAUAAUAUAUAUUAAUAUAUAACUUUAACUAUUAUCUUUGGUCACAUAACAUUUCAAUAAUAUUUGCAAUUCAAUAAAAAUUCCAUAUGUGUUUUAUUAAAUAUAAUAUAUAUAAAUAUAUAACUUUAACUAUUUUUUUUACCAUAUUUUCAAUUGGUUUAAAUAUGUGUACCCAUAUUAAUUAUGAUACCUAAACAGGUAUUUAUUUUCUCUUUUACAUUUGCCUGAGUUGCCAAGAAAAAGAUUAAUAUGUUCAUAGAAAUGUGCAAUUAAGUGAUUCCAUAUCUCCAAGCACAAGUUCAAUAAUACUGCUGUAACACUUGUACUACACAUGUCUCUUUAAACAUAUUUUUAUCGAAUUUCAGUAUUUUUUAUUGAUUAGUAAAAGAAUGAGACUAUUUUCAAUACACGAAUAAGAAAUUAUUAGACCUAUACUAAGGUAUAAAUCUAACAUAUUGGACAUAGAUAAAUAAAACUACUGAUGGUUUUUCAUAAUUUUGGUUUUGAGCUUUACUUUGAUUACACUUAAAAUGGUUAUUCGUUUGUGUUUUGCAAUAGUGACAAUGAUAUUAAGAAAGAGUUGAUUCAAAUAAUAAUUUGAUAUAUAUUUUUUUUAUGUGGGUAUUUGUGGUUAAGACUUAGUAGAAUCAUCAAUUGUAUUAUUAAUACUUAAUUUUUACUAUGAAUAUAAAUAAAUUAUAUCUAUAUAUAUAUAUAUAUAACUAUAAGUCAUAUUGUACAUUUUAUAUGAAUAAUGUAUAAUCAUUUAGGUUAAAUAAGCUUCAGUAUCAAAACUCACAUAAUCCAAUAAAAUUUAGUUUAUUCAUAAAUCACUACUCUCCUGAUUGAAUUCAGACAUGUUCCAGUGCAUUUUAAAUCAAACUGACUACAGAAUCUGAUUCAUUAACAAAAAUCAUAUAAAACUGUGUCAUAAGCUUAUUGUCCUAUUUUUUGGAACAUGUUAAUUUUGAUUUUAGCCUACCAACACAAUGGAUUAAUUAUUUUAUAGUGAAAAUUGUUUUGUUUAUAAAAACAUAAUGAUGUUAAAUAAACAAAAUCGGAUAAAAUAUAAUAUUAAAUACUGUAAUAUUAUCAAUUGUUGUAUUUUUACACCAUUGAAAUAUAUUAGAUCUCUAAAAGACCCCAAGUAGUAACUAAAUGUGCACCCCUUCCACAACACUGUUCUGCAAACAUUGAAAUAUAUAAUUUAAAUUUAAAUAUAAAAAAAAAAAAAAAAAUUAAAACUAUUUUCAUACCAAAUUAAAUUUUUUUUAUAAAUUAUAUUAAAUACACAUAAUAUAUAAUAAUAGAUUUGAUUUAAAAAAUGUCUUUCAAAUUUAAUCCAAGACAGGAGUUCAUAAAAGCAAUUUAAAAUGUGAUUGUAUAGACAUUUUGUAAACCAGCUACAUGUAUUAAUAUUAAGAAGCUUAAAUAAAUUAGUGAUUUAUUGAGUGAAAUUUAAAAUUUAAUAUUAUUUUUAACAUUAAAUUUAUAUUAUUUAAUAAUAAGUAACAAUAAAUUGUAUAUGGUGAUAAAAACCAUCUUAAAAAAAAAUUGUGAUUUAAAAAAAGAACCUGAACACGAAUAUUAAUAUCAUAAAAGCUAUUACUUCUAAUAACUUAGGUUUUAUAUUAUAAUCUAAUACAGUUAGUGAUUAAUAAAUUUAUCUACAAAGUAUAUCAACUUUGUAUUAUACAAUUUAUUAUUAUAAUAAAUUAAUAGGUACAAAAAUGUUUCUACUAUAAUAUUUUUUGUUUAUAUAUACAUAACAUAACAUAAUAUAAUGAUAGAAGUAUAUAUUAUAUAUGAUUUUGCACAAUCUAUUGGUAAAAAUUAAAUAUGUUUAGGAAAAUAUAAUAAAAGCAUUGGCUAACUUAUUUUUUUUAUUAUCACAUUUUACAUUAGUUAAAUAAUUACCACUUAAUGCACUGAAAUUGAUUACUUAAUUAUGUAAUAUGAGAGUAAAGUUCAUAGGGUUAUGGGCUUGUUAAUUUCAUUUCUUAUUUUAAAAUUUUACACUUCCACCUUUGAGUGCAGAAGAAAUUUCCCAAAGUCUGAGAAAAUUAUAGGUAUUAAAUUAACCAUACUUCACCAAAUUUAUGCAAAUUAUAUUAUUUGAUUAGUGUACAAUUUUAAAUUUAAAUAAUUAUAUAGUAGUUUUUCAUUAUUUAUAGAUUACAUAUGAAAUUAAUUUAUAUUAUAUUGGGGGCUUGUCAAAAAUCACCCUUGAACUAUUUUACAUGAUUAAUUCAAAUAUAUGUUAAGAAUUACUUUUAUAUCGAUCAAAAUCAAAUAUUAUAGUUCUAAUUACAUCCUUAGAUAUAAUAAUAUAAUUAUAAAGUUAUAAUUUUUUUUUUGUUUUAAAACACUUAAAGCAUAUUUUAAAAGCCCAUCCCAAAAUCUAAUUAAUUAAAUUAUCAAAAUGAUAAAGUAUUGAAUCUUUAUAUAAGCAAAACAACCUAGUCAUCACUUAGAUACUAAUUAGCAAUUAUUUUAAUUUAUAAUAUUAUCAUUGAUUAUGUUUAUCAUAUUAUUAUUGUUAUGACCUAUUAUUAUUAUUAUUAGAUACAUCUAUCUAUGUUGCGUAUGCAGUGAAGUAUUUUGUAUUUUAGUUAAUGUUUUUUCUGUUUUUUUUUUUUCUAUUCAGUAUUAUUAAUUAAGUUUAUACAAUGUCAUGUUUUUUUAUGAUUUACAACCAUUUAUUUUUUAAAUGUAUUAAUUUCAUAACUAUAUUAUAUAAUUGUUUAAACGUUGUUGAUUUUUUUUUUCUGAGUCAUGUUAUAAUUUUGUGCCAAAUGUGUGUUAAAAUUAUUUGUAUUCAAAUGGUACAAAAUUUAAUUUAAUAAUUUUUGUUUAUUCCUUUAAUACCUCGCGCUUUUCAAAAUACUAAUGAGAUAAAAUUAUACUAACUAUAUGUAUAGAUAAUAUAAACAAAUCGUAUUAUUUUGAAUAUGUUAAAAAAUCUUGCUAUCCAUAGCUUAUUGGAAAUUUGAAUUUUAACAAUUAUUUUUUAAAUUUUCUGUUAUUUUUUUUUAAAAUAAAAUAUCAUAUGAG